Molecule: messenger RNA, 4263 nt
Organism: Emys orbicularis (European pond turtle)
Lineage: Eukaryota; Metazoa; Chordata; Testudines; Emydidae
Gene: ATP7B
Product: ATPase copper transporting beta
Exons: 20
Coding region: 7-4263 (1418 amino acids)
Biological process (GO): copper ion homeostasis; monoatomic cation transport
Cellular component (GO): membrane
Molecular function (GO): ATP binding; ATP hydrolysis activity; copper ion binding
Source: RefSeq, a predicted model, not a curated record
CCAGUCAUGAAGCAGAAUUUUGCCUUUGACAACAUCGGCUACGAGGGGAGCGCUGAAAAUAUGCCCUCUCUGCUUCCUCAAACGAGCACCGUCACAGUCAAUAUUUUGGGUAUGACUUGCCAGUCUUGUGUGCAGUCGAUAGAGGGCAGAAUUUCUAAGGUGAAGGGCAUUGUGAGCAUCAAGAUCUCCCUUGAGCAGAGCAAUGCUGUAAUAAAAUAUAUACAGUCAGAAAUAGGUCUCCAAGAGAUUUGCCAGGAAAUUGGAGAAAUGGGCUUUGAUGCCAACAUUGCAGAAGGAAGAACUACAGCAUCAUCUGUAAGAUCGACGUCCUUGGGAGAAGCACUAAUGAAGCUGCGGGUAGAAGGUAUGACAUGCCAAUCUUGUGUCAACAUCAUCGAAGGAAAGAUUGGAAAACUACAUGGUGUCCUGAGAAUCAAAGUCUCCCUCAGUAACCAAGAAGCAGUCAUUGCUUACCAGCCUUACAUCAUUCAACCUGAAGACCUCAAAAACCACAUAGAUAACCUGGGGUAUGAAAGCACGAUUAAGAGCAAGCUAGCCCCAUUAAAGCUUGGUAUGAUUGAUAUAGAACGCUUGCAGACUACAAGCACAAAGAAAACUCCAGCCAGCCUGAACAAUAGCAAUGUGGAGCCAGUGGUGGGCAAAAUGAAUAGUACAACAACUAUGACACUGGGAGUAGAAGGGAUGCACUGCAAGUCUUGCGUCAAAAACAUCGAAGGAAAUAUAUCAGGUCUUCCAGGCGUACGCAGUAUUAAAGUGUCAUUGGAACAUAAAAAUGCUGUUGUGCAAUUUAACCCAAACGUAAUUACCCCAGUAUCUUUGCAACAAGCCAUUGAGGCCCUUCCACCUGGUAACUUUAAAGUAUCCCUCCCUAAUGGAGUGGAAGCAAAUAACGGAGAGCUUUUAUCAAAGGCAGCGUUUUCAUCACCUCAGUUUCGUAGCACGUCCUCUGGGGAUCAGCUGACAAGCACAUCUGUACUUAGUAUUGAUGGAAUGACCUGUGGAUCCUGUGUACAGUCCAUAGAAGGCACAAUGUCCCAAAGGAAAGGGGUACAACAUAUAUCAGUUUCGUUAGCUGAAAGGACUGGAACCAUACGCUACAAUUCAGCUGUAACUAAUUCAGAAGAGCUAAGAGGUGCUAUAGAAGACAUGGGAUUUGAUGCUUCCAUUCUUACAGGUACUUAUAUAACAGAAAAUGUUUCUGAAUCGUCUCAUCAAGGCUACAUGUCUGAUGUCCAGCCAAAGAAUUCUUACCUCAGUAGUCCAAAGCCACCCAAUGUAGCGACAACAGAAAAGUGCUUUAUGCAGAUCACAGGCAUGACCUGCGCAUCAUGUGUGUCAAACAUUGAAAGAAAUCUGCAAAAAGAAGACGGCAUCGUUUCAGUGCUAGUAGCACUGAUGGCAGGAAAAGCGGAGAUAAAAUACAAGCCAGAGAGCAUUCAGCCUCUUGAAAUAGUACAGCUGAUCCAAAACUUGGGCUUCAAUGCUACAGUCAUAGAAGAUCAUACUGCUACAGAUGGCAAUGCAGAGCUUAUUAUUACGGGGAUGACUUGUGCUUCCUGUGUUCACAAUAUUGAAUCCAAACUAACCAGAACUAAUGGCAUCUUCUAUGCCUCGGUAGCGCUUGCUACCAGCAAAGCUCACAUCCAGUUUGAUCCUGAAAUCAUUGGACCUCGAGAUAUUAUACAAAUUAUUGAGGGAAUUGGUUUUCAUGCUUCCUUGGCCAAGAGAGACCCUAAUGCUCAUAACUUGGAUCACAAAAAGGAAAUAAAACAAUGGAGGAAAUCUUUCUUGUGCAGCCUAGUGUUUGGAAUCCCCGUCUUAAUCUUAAUGAUUUAUAUGCUAAUACCUGAUGGCCAACAGCACGGCACUAUGGUGCUGGAACAAAAUCUAAUUCCUGGAUUAUCUAUUUUAAAUCUUCUCUUCUUUGUCUUGUGCACUUUGGUUCAGUUCCUCGGUGGAUGGUACUUUUAUGUCCAAGCCUACAAAUCACUGAAGCACAAAACAGCCAAUAUGGAUGUACUGAUUGUGCUGGCCACAACUAUUGCUUAUAUAUACUCUUGUGUGAUCUUGGUGGUGGCUAUAGCCGAAAAGGCAGAGGAAAGCCCCGUCACGUUCUUUGAUACACCACCCAUGUUAUUCGUAUUCAUUUCUCUUGGGAGAUGGUUGGAACACAUAGCAAAGAGUAAAACAUCAGAAGCACUUGCUAAACUAAUGUCUCUCCAAGCUACUGAAGCUACCAUAGUGACUCUUGGACCUGACCACUCCGUCAUCAGGGAGGAGCAGGUGGCUGUUGAACUGGUUCAGCGGGGUGACAUUGUAAAAGUUGUCCCUGGUGGGAAGUUCCCAGUUGAUGGAAAAGUCAUUGAAGGCAGCUCUAUGGCAGAUGAAUCUCUCAUUACUGGGGAAGCCAUGCCAGUCACUAAAAAACCUGGGAGCACAGUGAUUGCAGGUUCUAUAAAUGCACAUGGCUCAGUUCUUGUUAAUGCAACUCACGUUGGGUCUGACACCACCCUGGCACAAAUUGUGAAAUUGGUAGAAGAAGCUCAGAUGUCAAAGGCACCCAUCCAGCAAUUGGCUGAUAAGUUUAGUGGAUAUUUUGUUCCAUUUAUCAUCAUCAUUUCAACAGUGACAUUGCUAGUGUGGAUCACAAUUGGCUUUAUAAACUUUGAUGUUGUUCAGAAAUACUUCCCUCAUCAGAACAAACACCUCUCAAAAGCUGAAGUAAUACUGAGGUUUGCAUUUCAAACCUCAAUCACUGUGCUGUGCAUUGCAUGCCCCUGUUCCUUGGGCUUGGCUACUCCAACAGCUGUGAUGGUGGGCACAGGCGUUGCUGCCCAGAAUGGUAUUCUCAUCAAAGGUGGAAAACCUCUGGAAAUGGCCCACAAGAUAAAGACUGUGAUGUUCGAUAAAACCGGGACCAUCACCUGUGGCGUUCCUAAAGUCAUGAGGAUGCUCUUGCUAGGGGACAUGGCUAAGCUGUCUCUAAAGAAGGUACUUGCAAUUGUCGGCACUGCAGAAGCCAGCAGUGAGCAUCCCUUAGGAAUGGCUGUCACUAAAUACUGUAAAGAGGAACUUGGCACGGAGAGCCUGGGAUACUGCACAGAUUUUCAGGCAGUCCCAGGCUGUGGAAUCAGCUGUAAAGUCCGCAGUGUGGAAGCUGUACUGGGCCAGAGUGAGCAGAGUGUGAACGAGCAGAAUGCUUACCUGAGCAGUGUCAGCACGAUUUCGCUGGGACACAGUUCAUCGAUCAUGGUCUCUGAAUCUGAUGCAGCCCCUCUGACAUACUCAGUGCUGAUUGGAAAUCGUGAAUGGAUGAGACGGAACGGCUUGCUUAUAUCCAGUGAUGUUAAUGAUGCAAUGACAGGCCAUGAAAUGAAAGGACAGACAGCCAUAUUGGUGGCUAUAGAUGGUGCGUUGUGUGGAAUGAUCGGGAUAGCAGAUACUGUCAAACAGGAGGCAGCGCUUGCUGUGCACACCCUGCAAAAUAUGGGAAUAGAUGUGGUGCUAAUAACAGGGGACAACAGAAAAACUGCAAAAGCAAUUGCUACUCAGGUUGGCAUCAAAAAGGUCUUUGCUGAGGUUCUGCCCUCUCACAAAGUUGCGAAGGUUCAGGAACUCCAGAAUGAAGGGAAGAAGGUUGCUAUGGUUGGAGAUGGAGUCAACGAUUCCCCGGCAUUGGCUGGAGCGGACAUUGGCAUUGCUAUUGGAACAGGCACGGAUGUUGCCAUUGAAGCUGCAGACGUUGUUCUUAUUCGAAAUGACUUACUGGAUGUGGUGGCUAGUAUUCAUCUAUCAAAGAGGACAGUAAGAAGAAUACGAAUAAAUCUGGUCCUUGCCUUAAUUUAUAAUCUGCUUGGGAUACCUAUAGCGGCAGGGGUGUUCAUGCCUAUUGGAAUUGUGCUGCAGCCCUGGAUGGGGUCAGCUGCAAUGGCAGCUUCUUCAGUAUCUGUGGUGCUAUCUUCCCUGCAACUGAAAUGCUACAAGAAGCCAGGAACUGAAAGGUAUGAAGCAAAAGCUCAAGGCCACAUGAAGCCACUGACACCUUCCCAAAUCAGUGUUCACAUUGGGAUGGACGACAGGAGGCGCGAUUCACCCAGGCCAACUGCCUGGGAUCAGAUUAGUCAAGUGUCUCUCUCUUCUCUGACUUCAAACAAGCUGCCCGGACAUGGCGGUUUUAGAGAGGAAGAAGGUGGCAAGUGGUCACUGCUCGCUAAUGACAGAGAUGAAGAACAGUACAUUUAA